AUGGAUCCCGCCGCGGGCUGCGUGCGCGGCCAUCCGGCCGUCGCCGCCCCGCAGAGCCCCCUGUCCGCGGCAGGCGCGCAUUUCCGGGCCGCCCACCAGCCGCAGCGCAUCGGCCGCCGCUGCCCCGGGAGAGCCCAGAGCCGCUCCCAACGGUUCUCUGAGUUUUCCUGCCAACUCUCUGUCCCCGCACUCCCUGCAGAUGUCAAUGUGGCUUUGCGCAAAAUCGCCAACUUGCUCAAGCCAGACAAAGAGAUCGUGCAGGACGGCGACCAUAUGAUUAUCCGCACGCUGAGCACUUUUAGGAACUACAUCAUGGACUUCCAGGUUGGGAAGGAGUUUGAGGAGGAUCUGACGGGCAUAGAUGACCGCAAAUGCAUGACCACAGUGAGCUGGGACGGGGACAAGCUCCAGUGUGUGCAGAAGGGUGAGAAGGAGGGGCGCGGCUGGACCCAGUGGAUCGAAGGGGACGAGCUGCACCUGGAGAUGAGAGUGCAGGGUGUGGUCUGCAAGCAAGUAUUCAAGAAGGUGCACUGAUGUCCAGGCAGACGACCUUGGUCUCAAGGAAUGAGUGGUGUGGACAUGUGGGCCAGCAUCAUCGUCUUGGCAUGGCAUGGGGCAGAAAUGACAGCCAUUCCCAGGCACCUGUUAGCAGACUCUGUCUCUUGGCUUUGUCUCUUCCUCUUCUUAAAAUGAAGCCAUAUCAAUAAAAGUGAUCUCUGUUCAAGACA
This is a messenger RNA of Galeopterus variegatus (Sunda flying lemur), 728 nucleotides long. It is a transcript of the gene RBP1, whose product is annotated as retinol binding protein 1, cellular. Gene Ontology annotation, molecular function: fatty acid binding. NCBI's taxonomy places the organism in Eukaryota, Metazoa, Chordata, Mammalia, Dermoptera, Cynocephalidae. The record is from RefSeq and is a predicted model, not a curated record. Gene Ontology annotation, biological process: fatty acid transport. Gene Ontology annotation, cellular component: nucleus; cytosol.